Messenger RNA from Polyodon spathula (Mississippi paddlefish), 2284 nucleotides. Its product is annotated as G-protein coupled receptor 151-like. Gene Ontology annotation, biological process: G protein-coupled receptor signaling pathway. Gene Ontology annotation, molecular function: G protein-coupled receptor activity. Lineage: Eukaryota; Metazoa; Chordata; Actinopteri; Acipenseriformes; Polyodontidae. The coding region runs from base 356 to 1561 and encodes 401 amino acids. The transcript has a single exon. Gene Ontology annotation, cellular component: membrane. The record is from RefSeq and is a predicted model, not a curated record.
UUUACCAGGCAAUAUAAAAGCGUGUGCAUGUUGCUCUUCUCAGUUACCAUCCCCUUCUGUUACACCGCCAUAUAGGCAAGCCAUUUCAGAACCACGCAGUUAAGGACAGCUCCCAGUGCUGAUUCUGGGAUUCAUUUUUCCAACAACCCUGCGUUUCGACAUACGAUACUGUGGAAAGAAUCAAUCAACUCAACAUUUUUUCUGGGGGGGGGGGAGAAACAUGUAAAUUUAAAACAUUGCUCCGUGAAGAUAUCUUAAUAGAAGCAGCGUUACAGUAAACGUUUUUUUUUGCAAAAAAAAAACAAAAAAAAACAACAAAACAAAAACAAAACGUUUUGCAGUGCCAUCCAAGCAAAUGACUGAUUUGGGGAUGAUGAACGUUUCUCUGUUACAUUUUGCUGGCGGAAUCCAACUUUUGGAAGGGAUGGAAAUCACUGUCGUCCUGCCUGUUAUUUUGGCAGUUAUCUGUUUCAUAGGAUUUGUGGGAAACCUGUUGAUAUUAGUGGUCCUGGUUCACGAUUUCAGAAAAGGAAAGACUUCUAUCGUCAAUGCUUUGGUGAUCAACCUAUCUGCUGCAGACUUGCUGAUUAUAUUUUUCUGCAUUCCUAUCCGCGCUGUUACUUACUCCAAGCAAUCCUGGUCUUUUGGCAACUUCGUUUGCAAGACGACAGAUUGGUUUCUUCACUGUUGCUUGGUUGCCAAAAGUUUCACUCUGGCCGCCAUUGGACAGGCACGGUACAACUAUGUUUUGAACCCUCCAAAGUUUUUACAUCUGCACCCAAAGCGCUUAAUUGGGAUUGUUCUCUUAAUAUGGACAAUAUCAUUUGUGCUGCCCAUCCCUCAUGUGGUUUUCACCACCAUGGAAGAAGAACAAAGUUUCACCCUGUGCGUUUUUGAGAUACCAUUUUACGCUUCAAACUUUAUGAACGUAUUCAGUAAGAUCUAUCCAGUGGUAGCUUAUAUGCUCCCCAUGAUUUUCACAGUCAUCUGCUACAUGAAGACCAUGAUGAGAACAAAGCCCAGGAGAAACAGAACGCCGAAUCCCCGGCACCAGAGCAAACAGAUCACCCUGAUGUUGAUGUGUGUCAGCAGUGCUUACGCGCUCAUGUGGCUGCCGGAGUGGAUAGGUUGGAUCUGGGCGCGGCACAGUUACAGCAAAAGCGGUAACCCCCCGCCUACCUUCAUGAUCUACGUGCAGGUGCUGUUGUUUGUCAACAGCGUGGUUAACCCGAUGAUAUUAAUGGCAAUGUCCGAAGAUUUCAGAGACGGGUUCGUUAACAUUUGGGGAUUGGUAAAGUGCAGGAGCCCGAGAGACGCUGGGGAGAGCAGGAGUUCAAAGGCGGAGGAAAACGGCGCGGAGACGGGGACCAGUAUCUUGCAUUCCCUGCAGGACCUUCAAAACCUGCCCAUACAAGGACAUUCAGAAGCAUCCGCGAAUAAAACGGGGAUUAUACUCCCAGACGUAGAGCACUUCUGGCAACACAGAAGGAACACAACCGCAGCAGAGGAAACUGACCCCAUUCCUUGGGAGCAUCCAGAAAAUCUACAGAGUGCCCAGUGACGGGUUUAUUCUUCUACAUAUUGUUUAUAACAAAGUUAGUUUUUAAAAGGGGGCUCGAGUCUUUAAAAAUGAAAUUGCGUCAUCAGGCUUACGAAAUGAACAGUUGGUUUUAAAAUGAACCUUUUGUUUUGUUGUUGCCUAUUUCUGUAGCAAAAACUUAAAUAUCGCGAGUCUCUGCUUCGAUACCUUACUUUCGAGAUUGUCUAGUUUUAUUCCAGAUUUCUGCAACUAUUACAUUACUACACGAAGGCUGCUUUUCUUUUCUUUUUUUUUUUUUUACUAUACACUGUUUACCAAAUGAUCGGUACAAAUAUAAAUUACAUUUACACAUUUACAAAAAACAAGCUAUAUCAUUGGAAAUUAUCCUAUACAUUCUGCUGGAAACCAUUACACAGUAUAGUGAAAACCUUCUAGUGUAAUCCUGUUUGUGCACCUUCAUUUUGAUCACAUAAAGCGGUUGACCAGCAAUUUUUGAUAUACUAUGCGCUAAUUCAUUUAACCAGUGCUUCUAGUUAGCGCUUUUCUCUAUAAUACAAAAAUAUCGAGCAGUGGUGUUUGUUUUUUCUUAAACUUUUUUUUUUUUGUUGUUGUUGUAUGGAGGUGUAUGUGUACUAAUAAUUAAACUGUAGUUCAGGUUGUCUUAACUGUAUAUUUAUGAAAGGCAAUGUGAUAUUUUGCGCAAUGUAAUGUUGGCCCAUAGCACCUCUAGUUGCAUAUUUUGAA